Messenger RNA from Spodoptera littoralis (African cotton leafworm), 1494 nucleotides. The record is from the annotation of a GenBank genome assembly. Lineage: Eukaryota; Metazoa; Arthropoda; Insecta; Lepidoptera; Noctuidae.
AUGUCUCUUGCUGAUGAAUUGCUCGCUGACUUGGAGGAAAAUGAUGAUGGAGAACUUGAAGCACUUAUUGACAACAAUAAAAUGGACGAGGAUCAUGAGUUUGCGGUGCCAUAUCCAGUUAUACCGAAAGAAGAAGACAUUAAAAACGUGUCUAUCAGAGAAUUAGCGAAAUUGAGACACUCAGAUCGACUGAAGCGGGUGAUGACGUCCAUAGAACAUAAUGUGGGGAAUAACAGACAAAAAAUAGAAGUAACUGGUCUGAUGGAGACUGACCCGGAGUACCAGCUUAUUGUGGAGGCAAAUAACAUUGCUGUUGAAAUUGAUGGAGAGAUUGCUAUUAUCCACAGAUAUGUCCGUGAUAAGUAUCAGAAAAGGUUUCCGGAGCUAGAAUCUUUGAUAAUUUCACCACAAGAUUACAUUCGCUCUGUAAGGGAACUUGGCAAUGAUUUGGAUCAAGCUAAGAAUAAUGAAACGCUGCAGAGCUUUUUGACGCAGGCCACUAUUAUGAUUGUGUCUGUUACCGCGUCAACUACACAAGGAAAACUAUUGACUGAAAAGGAGUUAGCUGAGAUAAACGAGGCUUGUGAUAUGGCGACUGAACUGAACAAUUUCAAAUCGAAAAUCUAUGAAUAUGUCGAAAGUAGGAUGGCUUUCAUAGCACCAAAUAUUACAGCUAUUGUUGGUGCAUCAACAGCUGCAAAGAUCCUGGGUGUGGCAGGUGGCUUAUCCAAACUAGCUAAGAUGCCAGCCUGUAACAUUCUACCUUUGGGUCAACAGAAGAAAACCCUGUCAGGAUUCUCACAGGCUACAGCUCUUCCACACACUGGUUUUAUUUACUUCUCAUCUAUUGUUCAAGAUACUCCACCUGAACUGAGGUACAAAGCAGCAAAGUUGGUGUCAACUAAAAUAACGCUGGCGGCUCGCGUCGACGCCUGCCACGAGAGUACGGACGGAAGCAUCGGACGAAUGUUGCGUGAAUCUAUCGAGAAGAAACUCGAUAAAAUGCAGGAACCACCACCAGUAAAAUUCGUGAAACCGCUACCGAAGCCUAUAGAACAAAGCAGGAAGAAGCGAGGCGGCAAACGAGUGAGGAAGAUGAAGGAACGAUACGCCAUGACUGAGUUCAGGAAGAACGCUAACAGACUUAACUUCGCUGACAUUGAAGACGACGCCUACCAAGAAGAUCUCGGCUACUCUCGCGGUACUAUCGGCAAGUCAAGCACAGGUCGGGUCCGUCUACCUCAAAUAGACGAGAAGACCAAAGUGCGCAUAAGCAAGACGCUGCAGAAGAAUUUGCAGAAACAGCAACAAUAUGGCGGCGCCACUAGUAUUCGGAGACAGGUGUCCGGUACCGCUUCGUCUGUGGCAUUUACACCGUUACAGGGCCUUGAGAUCGUGAACCCACAAGCAGCGGAGACGCGCAUCAACGAAGCAAAUGCCAAAUAUUUCUCGAACACAUCGGGUUUCUUGUCUGUCGGCAAGAACACGACUUAA